Phoenix dactylifera (date palm) is the source of this 2016-nucleotide messenger RNA. RefSeq names its product Pyridine nucleotide-disulfide oxidoreductase family protein. Lineage: Eukaryota; Viridiplantae; Streptophyta; Magnoliopsida; Arecales; Arecaceae. The record is from RefSeq and is a predicted model, not a curated record. Gene Ontology annotation, molecular function: oxidoreductase activity.
CCGUUAGUUCCGUUGUCCCUUCCACCCUACCCCCCCGCUCCUCCUGACCUCCCCGGCGGCCGCCGUCUCCGCCCCUGCAGCGUCCAGCUCCAGCAACCGAGCACCGUCGGCGCUCAACCCACUCCUCUCUCAAAUAAAAAAUGGGACAAUUUUUACUUCAUGGAUGGAAGCUGAUCUCAAGGGGUUUUUCUUCUUUGACUCCACACCCUCUCCGUGUCUGCAUUGUUGGUAGUGGCCCUGCUGGGUUUUACACUGCUGAAAAGAUGUUGAAGGCUCAUGAAGGAGCGGAGGUUGAUAUCCUAGACCGGUUGCCAACACCAUUUGGAUUAGUUCGUUCAGGUGUGGCACCAGAUCAUCCAGAAACAAAGAUAGUAGUAAACCAAUUCUCUCGCGUUGCUGCAAAUGAGAGGUGCUCAUUCUUUGGAAAUGUAAAACUUGGAACUACUGUUUCUCUCUCUGAUCUUCGUGAGAUGUAUGAUGUGACCGUGCUUGCUUAUGGUGCUGAAAGUGACAGAUAUCUUGGUGUGCCAGGAGAAGAUUUGGGAGGGAUAUACUCAGCUAGAGAGUUCGUAUGGUGGUAUAAUGGGCAUCCGGACUGCUCUAACAUGGCACCUGACUUGAAAAGCACAGAUACAGCUGUAGUCCUCGGUCAGGGUAAUGUAGCUCUUGAUGUUGCUCGUAUUCUUUUGCGACCUAUAAACGAACUGGAAACAACAGAUAUCGCUGAGCAUGCUUUAACUUCCCUUCGUGAGAGCACCAUAAGGAAGGUGUACUUGGUUGGGAGAAGAGGCCCAGUGCAGGCAGCUUGCACUGCAAAGGAACUUCGUGAAAUUCUUGGUGUCAAAGAUCUGCAUAUUCACAUCCAGAAAGCUGACCUAGCGACAUCGCCGGCUGAUGAGGAAGAAUUAAAGAAAAGUAGAAUACAACGAAGAGUUUAUGAGUUACUCUCCAAAGCAGCAACUUCCCAUCAACAACAUGAUAUUGUUGGCCAGCGAGAACUCCACUUCAUGUUCUUCAGAAAACCUGACAGAUUUUUGCCUUCAGAGAGUGGUGACACUGUUAGCCGUGUGCGCCUUGAGAAGACAUGUUUGAAAGAAAAUGGUGCUUCUGGCAAACAGGUGGCAGUAGGAACGGGACAGUUUGAAGAUCUCAAAUGUGGGCUGGUGUUGAAAAGCAUUGGUUACAAGUCAGUACCAGUUGAUGGAUUACCUUUUGAUGAAUAUAGGGGUGUAGUUCCUAACAUGAAAGGCAGGGUUCUAAGCUGGGAUCAGGCAGGGCAUGCAAUUGUUGAGCAAGGCUUGUAUGUUGCUGGUUGGUUGAAAAGAGGACCAACAGGGAUCAUUGCUACAAAUCUAUACUGUGCUGAAGAAACUGUUGCAAGUAUCUUGGAAGAUUUCAAGAAUGGGUUAUUGACGCCGGCUUCAGGCUCGCCCAAACCAGGCAGACGGGGGCUCCUCCAGGCUCUAGAACAUAAGAAUGUCAGAUUUGUGCCGUUCAGUGGAUGGGAAAAGAUAGACUCGAAAGAAAGGAUGGAGGGUAAACUGAGAAACAAACCGAGAAAGAAGAUCACAACAUGGGAAGAGCUGCUUCCGGCUGUGGAUGGAUGAUGGGAAGAGAGAUAUCGAAUCGAUUUUUUUUCAAGGUUUUCGAAACGAAGCACAUGCUGCAGAAUACUGGCUGAAACACAUGGGCCUCAGCACAAUGCUGGAAAAAAGAAUCAAAUUUUUAUAGUAGGCCGUUUGUUAAAGUUUUUUUGAUCCCCCCCCCCCCCCCCCCCCCCCUCCUCCUCAAUUUUUUGGUUUGAUGGCCUACACAGUAGGGAGUCAUCCCUGGACGAGAGGUUACAUGAGUUGGGCAAAUAAGCCGAACGUAAAGGCUAUUUACUCAAGCUUCAUCGAUAUUUGCUUCAUUUAUCAGGUGACCUCAACAUACUAGAGAUUGAUUCUUGUAGAAUUAAUAGAAUAUUGAAUGCUUGUUCAUUUGACCUUAAUUUAAUCCUAAAUUCCUCAGAUUGCA